AUGGCCCUACCGCCCGCCGCAUCGAGACCAUGGGGAACCCCGGCGACCGUGUUCGAUCGACUGGCCGGUACCUGGCAGCUGUACCGCACGAUCGAGGGACAGGCAGAGAUGCGAGGGACCGCGAGUUUCACUGCGCUCGAGUCGGGGAUGUUAAAGUACCGGGAGGAGGGCCGCCUUCGUCUAGCCGACGGCAACGAAUUCAGUGCACACAAGGAAUACGUCUUUGAGCGUGCGGCUUCGGGCUUCAACGUCUACUUUGCGGAAACACCCCUGCGACUGUUCCACGGCAUCACGCUCGCAAGCGACGGCAGAUCGUUGCGAGGGUCGGCAAACCACUGGUGCCAACCCGACACAUACGAGAGUCAAUACGUGUUUCGCGAGGAUGGGACAUUCACAGUCGAGCACAAAGUUCGCGGUCCCCACAAAGACUAUGUCUCCGUGACAUCAUUUAGUCAUUCAUAG
Molecule: messenger RNA, 462 nt
Organism: Trichosporon asahii var. asahii CBS 2479
Lineage: Eukaryota; Fungi; Basidiomycota; Tremellomycetes; Trichosporonales; Trichosporonaceae
Exons: 1
Coding region: 1-462 (153 amino acids)
Source: RefSeq, a predicted model, not a curated record